This is a messenger RNA of Leptopilina boulardi, 2483 nucleotides long. It is a transcript of the gene aPKC, whose product is annotated as atypical protein kinase C. The transcript is spliced from 8 exons. Gene Ontology annotation, biological process: protein phosphorylation; establishment or maintenance of cell polarity. The record is from RefSeq and is a predicted model, not a curated record. Gene Ontology annotation, molecular function: protein serine/threonine kinase activity; ATP binding; protein binding. NCBI's taxonomy places the organism in Eukaryota, Metazoa, Arthropoda, Insecta, Hymenoptera, Figitidae. Bases 7 to 2283 code for a protein of 758 amino acids.
AGCAGAAUGGCGUGGGGCUACUGGAGCGCAACUUCCGUUGGGGACAGGGGUCGGUCACCUCGUCGUGACAAGGAUAAAACUAUUAAUCAUCAACUUCAACAACAACAACAACAACAACAACAACAACCAGCUCAACAGUAUCAAACACUUGAUUCAUUGCAAGGCACAUCACAAUUGCAAGUUCAAGGCGAAUUGGACGGUGAAGAUCCACCCUGUAGUCGUAUGAUUCAGGGUGGUUCGUUUUAUUCAUAUUCAGCGGCUGCCGCUGCUGUCGCCGCUGCUGCUGAACGUCGAACUUUUCCAUCUAAUUUAGUUGAGGGUUCAACAUCCGGUGGUAUGAUACACCACGUGUUCCCUAGGGAUUUACAGCCAAGGCCGGGUACUAGUAAUUUUAGUCCAUCCCCAGGCAGUGAUUCGGCAGAAUAUGAACAGCCAAUUCAUCUUAAUAGUUAUAUUCAUCAUGAUGAUCCAAGGGAUGUACUUGUGCAAACGUCUUCCAGAAUAAAAUUAUUGCGCGACGAUGGAGAUGAUGAUGUUUCAGAAACUGAACUUGAAGAUAUGAGUAGUACGGAUGUUAUUUAUGCAUCGAAUAAUCGUCUUAUAAGACCAGGAUCAAGCGGAUGUCUUGUUCAUGGACCUUAUACUUCAAGUGAAACCGGUCACUCGCUUCCCUCUUUUGUCACUGAACAUGGUGGCUCGUCCGCUUCGCAAUUUUGGUUCAAUGAUAUCACAUGGGUUUUUCCAAAUGUUCCACCAGCACCUGGAAUGCCUUGUCAGGGGGAAGACAGGAGCAUUUAUAGACGAGGUGCUCGAAGAUGGAGGAAACUUUAUCGAGUGAAUGGACACAUAUUUCAAGCAAAACGUUUUAACCGAAGAGCAUCGUGUGCCUAUUGUCACGACAGAAUUUGGGGUCUAGGUAGACAAGGUUUCAAAUGCAUACAAUGCAAGCUUUUGGUACACAAGAAAUGUCACAAGGUGGUAAGAUCGCCGUGCAUCAGUCAACAGCAACAGCAGCAACCACAUUUGGAACAACAGACGAGCGAGAGAAAUGGUGAACAGCAGCAAUUAGAAUCACCUCAAUCAAGUCCACCAACUCAUCUUGAAGAUGACACGACCGAGGCAUCGACAAUUGAGGAUCACGCGUAUCGCAAUCGAGCAGUCAGCGAUGAAGGAGAGGAAUUGGCGUUGGACGCAAUGGCUGGCGCGGAUGGUGCGGGUGAUAUGCAACGACAGUACUCAUUAAAUGAUUUCGAACUCAUUAGAGUAAUUGGUCGUGGUUCAUAUGCAAAGGUCCUUAUGGUUGAAUUAAAACGUACGCGGCGAAUUUAUGCAAUGAAAGUCAUCAAAAAAGCAUUGGUCACUGACGACGAGGACAUUGAUUGGGUACAAACGGAGAAACAUGUUUUUGAAACUGCCUCGAAUCAUCCAUUCCUCGUUGGCCUUCACUCGUGCUUCCAAACGCCGUCACGUUUAUUUUUUGUCAUUGAAUUUGUACGCGGUGGCGAUCUUAUGUUUCACAUGCAGAGGCAACGUCGUCUUCCAGAAGAGCACGCUCGAUUUUAUGCAGCUGAAAUCAGUCUUGCCUUAAAUUUCCUCCACGAAAAAGGAAUAAUUUAUCGUGAUUUAAAAUUGGACAAUGUACUAUUGGAUCAUGAGGGUCAUGUGAAAUUGACGGACUACGGUAUGUGUAAGGAAGGUGUUAGAGAGGGCGAUACAACGGCAACAUUUUGUGGAACUCCAAAUUAUAUUGCACCUGAGAUAUUGCGAGGCGAGGAUUAUGGUUUCUCGGUAGAUUGGUGGGCGUUGGGUGUAUUGUUAUAUGAAAUGUUAGCAGGACGAAGUCCAUUUGAUAUUGCUGGAGCAUCAGAGAAUCCCGAUCAAAAUACCGAGGAUUAUCUAUUUCAAGUUAUUCUACAAAAGACAAUUCGAAUUCCACGCUCGCUAUCAGUGAAAGCGAGCUCCGUCCUUAAGGGCUUUCUCAGCAAAGAUCCCGCGGAGAGACUUGGCUGCGGUCGUGGUCCAGCUGCUUUUCAAGAUAUUGUCGAACAUCCCUUCUUUAAAGCUAUCGAUUGGGAAAUGUUGGAGCAAAAGCAGGUCACACCGCCUUAUAAGCCGCGCUUGGAUUCCGAUCGCGAUUUGGCAAAUUUCCCACCCGAAUUUACGGAUGAACCAGUACAUCUCACACCCGAUGAUCCGCGAGUUAUAGAUAAAAUUGACCAAAGCGAGUUUGAAGGUUUUGAGUAUGUGAAUCCGUUACUAAUGUCCCUUGAGGACUGUGUGUGACAAGAACAGCAAGCAGAUUAUGAUGAACAACAAAUUGUCCAUUACGAGUUAGAUCAGCAACAGCAGCAGCAACAACAACAACAGGAAUUUCGACAUUGUGACAUGUACGAUGUUAAUAAUGUGUACGAGCUGCGAGAGAGACUGGCUAGUAUUCAUUUUGAACCUUUUCCUGUUGUCAAUUUGGACAUUUACAGUCAAAA